This is a messenger RNA of Spinacia oleracea (spinach), 1767 nucleotides long. Its product is annotated as wax ester synthase/diacylglycerol acyltransferase 10. Gene Ontology annotation, molecular function: diacylglycerol O-acyltransferase activity. The coding region runs from base 121 to 1533 and encodes 470 amino acids. Gene Ontology annotation, biological process: triglyceride biosynthetic process. Gene Ontology annotation, cellular component: plasma membrane. Lineage: Eukaryota; Viridiplantae; Streptophyta; Magnoliopsida; Caryophyllales; Amaranthaceae. The transcript has 6 exons. The record is from RefSeq and is a predicted model, not a curated record.
AGGUGCUUGCAGUAUAAAAAAUUUAGAAACCAUAGUACUAUAAUGAGGCCAAAUUAAGCUUCUCUCUAGUUAGCACAUCUCAGUUACACUAAAGUUAAUUUGAUAAUACUUAAAUUAAACAUGGGUGAUCAUGAACUUGAGAUUAAGUAUGACGACGAGGCCAAAAAAUCACCCUUUGGCCAAGUAUUCUUGAAGCUCUACAGCCCGAAUUCGGAGGCGGUAAUCCACUGCGCCAUGGUCGUAAGGGAUCCAAUUGAUGUCGAAAGCCUUAAGAAUACAAUCUCAAAUUCUAUGAUGAUGAAACACCCAAGAUUUUGUAGUCUCUGGGUAAGAAAAGAUAACCAGUGGAAAAGAACUCAUGUCAACAUUGAUGAUCACAUUAUUGUUCACGAUACGAUCGAAGAUGACGAUAACGAUGACGAAGAAGCCGCAAUCAAUUCAUUCUUAGCUGAAAUAUCGGUGUGUACACCAUUAAGUGAAUCCAAGCCAUUGUGGGAAGUACAUGUAUUGACUGGUUUGAAAUGUGUGGUGUUAAGGGUUCACCAUUCUGUAGGUGAUGGGGUUUCUUUGAUGUCUAUGCUUUCUGCUUGUUUUGGUAAAACGACGCCGGUUUCGGAAACCGGAAAUGGAGUUGAUGAUGCUAGCCAUGGGAAGAAAGAUGGGGAAAAGCAUGGAGUAUGGGGGUUAGUGAAGAGAAAAUGGUUUACAUUUUUGUUGUUGUUGUUUAGGGUUUUAGGAAGGGUAUUAUGGUUAAUUAAAGACAAGGUUAGUGUGCUAAGUGGUGGUCAUGGGGUAGAGAUUUUGCCAAGGAAAUUGGUUACUGCCAAGUUUUUGAUGGAAGACUUCAAGUCUAUCAAGCAAGCCAUCCCUAAAGCAACGAUUAACGAUGUGCUCUUAGGGAUCAUAUCGUCGGGAUUUUCAAAGUACCUUAGUAUCAAAUCAUCAAACGCUGUGCAGCAAGCUUUUCAAUUAACUGCUAUUAUUGCGGUCAAUCUACGGAAAGACUUUAUUAUUCAGGACAUUUCAGAUUUGAUGAUAACCGGAUCUAGAUCGAGAUCCGAACUAUCUGGAUGGGGAAACAAAACAAUGGUAGUAUUCCUCCCAAUUAAUUGUUGUAAUGGGCUUCAUCCUUUGGAACAUGUAAGGGCAAUGAAGGCAGCUAUGGACAAAAAGAAGCAAUCCUUUGAGGCUCAUCUCAUGUAUAGAAUAAGCAACUUUGUAGUUUCCUGUUUCGGCCCCAAGGUGGGCAGUUGGUGUUGUCGCAGAUUAGAAGGUAGUACAACGUUGGUUAUCUCAAACAUUAGGGGUCCUUCAGAAGAAAUAGUAAUUGGUGACAACCCUGUAACCAACAUAAAAGUGAAUGUUUCAAGCACAUCUCAGGCGAUUAUGAUGCACAUGGUGAGUUAUGCAGGACAAGUAAAUCUACAGGUGAUAGUGGCUAAAGAUAUCAUCCCCGAUCCAGAAUUAUUAGUCAAGUGUUUUCAAGACUCGUUUCUGGAAAUGAAGAGUUUCAUUGAUAUAAGCCAAGUUUAAAUCUUUUUUUGUUACAUACCUUUUGCGUCGUGAGGGUGUGAGACGAGUUAAAUUACGAAAUGUGAUUGUCUAUGUACAAAAUUAAUUAGAACUAUCGUACGUGCAAGAGGCCCAUGAUCUAGCAAUGAAAUGGGCAGGGAGGGAUUAAUUUAUUAAUUAUGCUGUUUAUACAGUUGUAAAACAAACUCACUAGUUGUUGUAAGGAAAAUACAAUGAACACUUGUUAAACUGUAA